AUGUUACAUUUGCUUAUUCUCAGCUUAGCAUUACUGCUAGCCAUUAGCGACGCAAGAAUAACCACAACACGUCUGCUAGCACUCGAUGGUCGGAUUGUUGGCGGUGAGGAUGCCGACAGCAAGGAAUUUCCCUAUCAAGUAUCCCUUCGUCAAUUCGGUUCACACAGCUGUGGCGGUUCAAUUUUGGACACUGGCAACGAGAACACUACCGGCUGGUAUGUGGUCACAGCUGCGCACUGUGUAACACCCAGCUCUCCGCAAUAUCAUCGCGUAGAGUAUGGCAUAACGCAGCUCGGUGGUACCUCCGAUAAAGUGGUGGACGUUGAUCGUAUCUUCCGACAUGAGAACUACAACCCAAACACCAUUGACUACGACAUAGCCUUGAUCAAAGUGGCAACACGCAUAACGCUUAGUGACUUGGCUCAGCCGAUACGCAUAGCCAAUGCAACCCCACAAGUUGGCGCAGAUGCCGUUGUCACUGGUUGGGGUAGCGUGCAAGAAGGCGGCUAUUUAUCGCGCACUUUGCAAAAGGUAGCCGUUAAAAUAGUCGAUCGAUUUGAGUGUGCCGGGCAGUAUUCGCAAUUCAAUGCCGUCACGGAACGCAUGUUGUGCGCGGGGGUGCCUGAAGGGGGCAAAGAUGCUUGCCAGGGCGACUCUGGUGGGCCGCUGGUAGUAGGUGGUGAACUGGUGGGCAUAGUGUCGUGGGGUGUGGGCUGUGCUCGUCCUAAUUUACCUGGUGUAUAUAGCGAUGCUGCUGUUUUAUGGCGAUGGAUAGAGGAACAACUUGGAAAAUGA
Messenger RNA from Rhagoletis zephyria (snowberry fruit fly), 795 nucleotides. RefSeq names its product trypsin alpha-3-like. NCBI's taxonomy places the organism in Eukaryota, Metazoa, Arthropoda, Insecta, Diptera, Tephritidae. Gene Ontology annotation, molecular function: serine-type endopeptidase activity. The record is from RefSeq and is a predicted model, not a curated record. Gene Ontology annotation, biological process: proteolysis.